AUGCAUGAAUUAGUGGUGCAUAAAGGAUAUCAGAAGAAAGUCUAGCCCAUUGAAAUAGAGGCUUGAUAUGAUUUGUUCCGACGGUGAUUGGGAAGUCAGUUGCAUUCCAUGCUUUUAUAUACCUUCUACUUCUCGUCACGUCAAGCAAUCUCCAUCAUAUGAUUCUCUUGGACAUUACAGAUAAAGGGAUACGAAAAAUGCCGAAAAAGAAAGCAAAUCCAUCCAGUAAUGGAGAGCAACGUACUCAUCUAUCAGGAAUAAUAACAUCUCUUCUCUCUGCAUUCGAGUCUACUCGACACCUCUACCGCCGCAUCAGGAACAACACACGCUCAUCAACACCAAAAACCAAGCUCAACAAAAGACAACACGUGUCUGAUGAUGCAUUGACACGUGAAGAGCAGAUAUUACAACACCAACUCCAACAAGCACCAAGACAAAUAGCGACAAUAUUCAGGACCAAUUCGGAGCGGUUGGGUGAGGGGUACCGACGCGGUGAUGAAAGAGCAAAGACUUCUCUAAAUCGCAUUCUUCUUGUACUUAACACGGGCCUAACGAAAAUUAUUUCGAACUUUUUGAGAAAGAAUGGCAGUGCCGACAAUGAUGCUAUGAUUCGUGAUUUAAUGAGCUUAUCGGAACGAUCCGCAAGAUAUUCUGUGAUUGAAUUGGAAGGGUUCAGAAUGAGGUUGGAGAGUACAACUUCGUUGGGGAUAAGUGAUGGCAGAGUGUCAUUGGUACAACGACGUAAUCGAGAGUCUCAGGAGAAGAAUGUUGGAGGACAGGUGCGAAGGCCGAACAAUACUCCUACAGGACAAACAGGGACUGUAAGCGCGAAUGGCCAAGGAAAAACUAGGGUUGAAGGAGUGAAGAAGAGCAAGGGUGUCAUUCCGAAUACAUCAAGCACCAUGGGGACAACCAAGACGAAAACAUCAACGACUCCGAAAAGAAACAAGGCACCGCAACAGAGUCAUCCGGUAUGGGUCCGGUCAAAGAAUUCAUCUACCAUCAGCAUUGAUCUCAGGCCAAUAAACAACAAACACACAAAACCCGCAGAUAAUGCCAAACCAAGGUCAACGGUAAAGCCACCUCAUACGGCAACAAAAACAGCGAUGCAAUCCUCGCCAGAUAUCCCAUCUACAUCCAUACCAGCACAUUACCAAAGGGCUCAAUUACCGGAACAACUUUCCUACCCCGUAGUGACCGCACACGCUCCUGACAGAAGAAGAGAAGUCUUACUUGACAAACGACUAUCCAUGAUAUCACAUAGUUCCGCGAGCACCAAACUAGGAGAAAUUCCUCAACACAAAUGGAUCAAUGCUUGGAUUCCACCUAUUGAAGUUGAUGACGAAGAAGACGUAAAGAAUGAAGGAGAUAUACAUGAUACAAACGGAGGGCAGAAUGGUCGGACGGGAGUAAAGUUUUGGAGAAGGUUUGGACGGAAUAGGACGUGAUACUGGCAUGGAUCAGAUGUUCACAGCGUUAAAGCAUCAUACUCGCUAGACUUACACUUUUAGUGCUCCUCUCUUCAAGUAAUGGAAUACUGCAGGCUGGCCGCAC
This is a messenger RNA of Talaromyces stipitatus ATCC 10500, 1554 nucleotides long. RefSeq lists its product as uncharacterized. Lineage: Eukaryota; Fungi; Ascomycota; Eurotiomycetes; Eurotiales; Trichocomaceae. The transcript has 2 exons. The record is from RefSeq and is a predicted model, not a curated record. Bases 159 to 1448 code for a protein of 429 amino acids.